AUGAGCCUGGUGGCCUGCGAGGGUCCCCCCAGCCCCGGGCAGGAGCCCGAGCCCUGCUCGCGAGCACCGUCCCAGGCCCGUGUGUACCUGGAGCAGAUCCGCAACCGGGUGGCCCCGGGGCCGCCGGACUCGGCCAAGCGCGACUACUUGGUGGACGCGGCCACGCAGAUCCGGCUGGCCCUGGAGCGCGACGUCAGCGAGGACUACGAGGCCGCCUUCAACCACUACCAGAACAGCGUGGACGUCCUGCUGCGCGGCGUGCACGUCGACCCCAACAAGGAGCGGUGUGAGGCUGUGAAGCUGAAAAUCGCCAAGUACCUGCGGCGGGCAGAGGAGAUCUUCACCUGCCACCUGCAGCGGAGCCUGGGCGGCGGGGCCAGCCCUGGCGCGGGUUUCAGCAGCCUUCGGCUCCGGCCCAUCCGCACGCUGAGCUCGGCCCUGGAGCAGCUGAGGGGCUGCCGGGUGGUCGGGGUCAUCGAGAAGGUGCAGCUGGUCCAGGACCCGGCGACCGGAGGGACCUUCGUGGUGAAGAGCCUGUCCAGGUGUCCCACGGCGAGCCAGGAGCGGCUGACCAUCAUCCCGCACGGCGUCCCCUACAUGACCAAGCUGCUGCGGUACUUCGUCAGCGAGGACUCCAUCUUCCUGCACCUGGAGCAUGUGCAAGGAGGCACGCUCUGGUCCCACCUGCGCUCCCAGGCCCGCCCCCGGCAGGCCGGGCCCAGGCCUGGCUCCAGCCGGGAGAGGAUGAAGGCUCAGCUCAACCCCCACCUCAGCAUCCAGCCCCCGACGUCGCUGCCCCCUGGCCACACCCGCCUGCAGGACCCAGUGCCCCUGGAGUCUCCUUGGACUUGCCGGAGCUUCGCCCCAGCCAGGGAGGUGCCGCCCGUCGGACCCCAGCGAGAGGCUGAAGGUGCGCCCUCAGCCAGGACCAGCACCCCCUGCUCCUCUUCCUGCUCCUCGGACCCUCCGAAGGCUCCCGGUGGCCGCCUGCGCCUCCCGGCCCGGAGAGAACCUGGCCAGAACUCAGACACUGGGUCCCCCUGGGGGCUCUCUUGGGUCCGCGAGGGGGCGGGCCGGGUGCUGGGGGGCUGUGGCCGCAGCAGAGGUCCCAGCUGCCCCUCAGCGGACAAGGCCGGCCGGGGGCCCGGCGGGGGCGCCUGGAGCGUGAGGGAAGAGCAGGCCAAGCAGUGGGCGGCGGAGAUGCUGGUGGCCCUGGAGGCGCUGCACCAGCAGGGGGUGCUAUGCCGGGACCUCAAUCCCCGGAACCUGCUCCUGGACCAGGCAGGUCACAUUCGGCUCACGUACUUCGGCCAGUGGUCCGAGGUGGAGCCCCAGUGCUGCAGGGAGGCUGCGGACAAUCUCUACAGUGCCCCAGAGGUGGGUGGCAUUUCCGAGCUGACGGAAGCCUGUGACUGGUGGAGCUUUGGGUCUCUGCUGUAUGAACUGCUGACUGGCACGGCCCUCUCCCAGAGCCACCCCUCAGGAAUCCAGCCCCACACCCAGCUCCAGCUGCCCGAGUGGCUCAGUCGCUCAGCUGCCUCCCUGCUGACUGAGCUACUGCAGUUCGAUGCCAGCAGGCGCCUGGGAACUGGAGGGGGCGGUGUCAACAGGCUCAAGACCCACCCCUUUUUCAGUACCAUCCAGUGGAGCAAGCUGGUGGGGUAA
Messenger RNA from Pipistrellus nathusii (Nathusius's pipistrelle), 1665 nucleotides. NCBI's taxonomy places the organism in Eukaryota, Metazoa, Chordata, Mammalia, Chiroptera, Vespertilionidae. The record is from the annotation of a GenBank genome assembly.